Molecule: messenger RNA, 454 nt
Organism: Cimex lectularius (bed bug)
Lineage: Eukaryota; Metazoa; Arthropoda; Insecta; Hemiptera; Cimicidae
Product: probable cytochrome P450 6a17
Exons: 2
Molecular function (GO): oxidoreductase activity, acting on paired donors, with incorporation or reduction of molecular oxygen; iron ion binding; monooxygenase activity
Source: RefSeq, a predicted model, not a curated record
AAGACUUAACUUGUACGUACUUUCAGGUAUCACAGAAGGAGAGUUGGUUGGCCAUGUGUUUUCGUUUUUUGUCGCCGGACAUGACACGACUGCGACCACAGCCGCAUUCGCCUUUUAUGAAUUGUCAAAAAAUAAAGAAAUUCAGGACAAACUGUGGCAAGAGGUCGCAGGAGCCGCCAAGGAGAACGAAGGCCUGACCUACGAGGCGGUCAAAAAUAUCCCUUAUUUAAAUCACGUCAUACAAGAAACUAUGAGAAUGUAUCCGAUUCUGGGUAUUUUAAAAAGGGUCUGCACCAGGCCGUACAAAUUGGAGGAUUUCGAAAUACCUCUCGGCAUGGAGGUGAUCAUACCAGUCAGAUCGUUACAUUACGACCCUCGGUAUUUCGAGGAACCGAGGAAGUUCAAACCGGAGAGGUUUGCCGAUGGAAAACCCCCUGAGAUUUACAUGCCUUUU